Eruca vesicaria subsp. sativa (arugula) is the source of this 1561-nucleotide messenger RNA. Lineage: Eukaryota; Viridiplantae; Streptophyta; Magnoliopsida; Brassicales; Brassicaceae. The record is from the annotation of a GenBank genome assembly.
UUGGCAAGUGUGUUCAUCUGCUCCCGUCCUGUAGGUCUUAACUGCGUGCGUAAAUGGCAGCAACGAGUCAGCUAACUGAGCAUCUCGAAACUUUCGUUGACUUAAGAUUUGAUUUGUGUCUGAAUGCGAUUGCUUCUUCCUUGGAGAAGGGUGGCUUGUCUAUAAACCAAUUGGUGAACAUUGUUUUAUCAAUGGACGACCACUGAUGAUGCUGUCUGUGCACGAGGUAUUUCUCCUGCUUGCCGAGAUCCUGAAUCAUCUAAAGUCAAAGCCUUUGCUCAAUGCAGUUGUCCAUAGUCUCUUUGGUUUUCUUUACCGCAAAGCUGUCAGAGUGGAGAUCGGUGCGUGGUGUACUUGCUGGUUUCUUGGCCCUGAUUAAGAGGAAAGACGUAGCUGGUGUGGUCGCUGCUAUCGAUGCAGAAGCGACCACACCAGAUCAAGUCUCAGAUAGAAACUUUAUCUAUGUCAUUUCCGACGACGGGCCGUUCAAGUCGGUUAUGUUGGCGGUUGAUGUCGUGUCGUCCCGUGUCUUCACAUACAAUCGGACAAUCACGGGACAUCUCCCUUACGCCACUGUAGCACUGGGACGCAAAAUCUACUUCAUCGGUGGUGGUGGAAACGGGGUUCCGAGUUCUCGUGCUGUGUCUUUUGAUUGUGUUCAAGACACGUGGUGUGAGCUCCCUGAUAUGCUUCACACUCGCCUGGAUCCUGCGGUAAGAGCUUUCAAAGGGAGAAUCUAUGUUGUGAGUGAUUUUAGCUGCGAGGUGUUUGAUCCUAACACUAAAGCUUGGCAAUUGAUGGUGCAUCACCCUCCUUUGGGUCGACAUGCCCAUAUGGAAGUCUUCCAGAACGUCAUGCAUCUGUGGACUUUUAGAUACGGGGAGCAUUCUUACAUCUUCAACGAAGAUACAGGAAUGUGGGAAGAGCUACCAUCUUAUUCUUUUAAUAGGCACAACAACACUCAUAUCAGCUCAUGUGUGGUGGACGACAAGCUUUUCUUCUUUUGCAAAACUGGACGGGCUAAGCUUAAUUGGGAUUAUACGAAUGACACACGAUCUGGGAAAUGGUGGAAUAUACCUGGGAGGGAUAUCAAGCAACUCAAAAUCUCUAUUGCAAGGAAACAAAUUCACGUUGAAGCUGUUAAUGUCGGCGGGGAGCUUUGGUUGCUUUGGGUUUUACAUGCGCCCACUCAUGAAAAUCUUUUCGUUCUACACCGCUUAAUCAUCACCAGACGUGUUGGCCCCGGUCCGCCUUAUAUGAUCAAGUCGCAAGUCACAGCUUUGCACCAAAGCAAAACCUAUCUGGGUCCUAGGGCACGUUUCCAACUCGUCUCAAUCUGAGGAGAGAUAUGCUUUAUUGGUGGAGUGGACUCUCUUCUUUUGCCUGCAAUCUCUUGAAGAAAAAACACUAUUUUCCCCCACUUGUCUCUAUGUUUCCUAAACUCGGUUUGUUUGACUCUAGUUUCCUAAACUCGGUUUGGUUGUUUUUUUUGUUUGUUUGAACUGUUCAGUUUUAUAACUCUUUCAUGCCUUUGCUUCCAUGUUAAGUAAGAGCACGUUUA